CAUGGGAUUGAGCCUUUUCCGUGCCAGUACCGGCAGAAUUGCAAACAUUUUUCCAUUGAUACAAAGUGUCUGAUGCGGCGGCGGGCUGUACCAUGUGAGCCCAGGGGGGGCCGCUGAGGCUGGGGCCGGGUCGUCCAUGGGGCCGUGGAGGGACAGCACGCCGCUGCCUAUUUGCAAAAGUGACAUAAAGCCAAAAAAAGCAAAACCUUGAUCUGAGGCUGUUUUCACCUCGGAGGCAGCAUGUCAGGAGGGCCCUCGCCCCCUCCCCCUGUAGAGGUGUCAAGUGGACCGGUAGCAGAGAGCUGGUGUUACACCCAGGUGAAAGUAGUGAAGUUUUCCUACAUGUGGACCAUCAGUAACUUCAGUUUUUGUCGAGAGGAAAUGGGCGAAGUGUUAAAAAGUUCUACUUUUUCAUCGGGGCCAAAUGAUAAAAUGAAAUGGUGCUUAAGAGUUAACCCAAAAGGACUGGAUGACGAGAGCAAGGAUUACCUGUCCUUGUACCUGCUGCUCGUCAGCUGUCCGAAGAGUGAAGUUCGAGCAAAAUUUAAGUUCUCUCUGUUAAAUGUGCGGCGGGAGGAGACAAAAGCCAUGGAGAGUCAGAGGGCAUACCGGUUUGUCCAGGGUAAAGACUGGGGCUUCAAAAAAUUCAUCCGGCGAGACUUCCUACUCGAUGAAGCAAAUGGUCUCCUGCCAGAUGAUAAACUCACGUUGUUCUGUGAGGUGAGCGUAGUUCAGGAUUCUGUGAACAUAUCGGGACAGUCCAGCACAAACAACCUGAAAGUGCCGGAGUGCCGCCUGGCAGAGGACAUGGGCUAUCUGUGGGAGAGCAGCCGGUUCACAGACUGCAGUCUGUACGUGGGCGGCCAGGAGUUUAAAGCUCACAAAUCCAUCCUUGCAGCUCGAUCCCCGGUUUUCAAUGCAAUGUUCGAACACGAGAUGGAAGAGAGCAAGAAGAACAGAGUAGACAUUCACGACAUGGAACCAGAAGUGUUUAAGGAAAUGAUGGGAUACAUCUACACCGGAAAGGCUCCUAAUUUAGAGAAGAUGGCUGAUAACUUGUUGGCAGCAGCAGAUAAAUAUGCUUUAGAACGGCUAAAAGUCCUAUGUGAAGAGGCCCUAUGCAAUAGCCUGUCAGUGGAGAAUGUCGCCGACGUCCUUAUCCUCGCAGAUUUGCACAGCGCAGAACAGCUGAAAGCACAAGCAAUAGACUUCAUUAACAGAUGUAGUGUUCUCCGGCAGUUGGGCUGCAAGGACGGCAAAAACUGGAACGGCAGUCAAGCUAUGGACGUAAUGGAGACAGACGGCUGGAAAUCCAUGAUCCAAUCCCAUCCACACCUAGUAGCAGAAGCCUUCCGAGCACUCGCAUGCGCACAGUGUCUGCCUUUUGGAUUUCCAAGGAAACGGCUAAAGCUGUCUUAAGAGUCGCCCGCGAAGCUUUGUCCCACCUGUCAAGGACUUUUACAGUCAGUGUUCCGAACUGUUUCACCUACCACACAAGCCGAAGCUUUUAUUUUUUUUUAUUUUUUUUUGUUCGUUCUGUUUCUUCCCCGCUCUGGUUGCGCACGCACAAGACUGAGGACCUAUCUAACAUUUGCUUUGCAGAUGGAUGACGUCAUCGAAUCCACAGCUUUAAAUUCAACAGGUUGUUCUCGUAUUCACUAAAUUGCCUUAAAUUAUCAAAUCCGGACUCGGUUGUAAAGUUUGCCAGUUGUUCCGUUGUAUCGUUACUUUUAUUAUGUUGUUUUUUUGUUUUUUUUAAACAAACCGUGCCUUGUCAUGUGACCAGGCUAUGUGGGAUUGCACUAGAGUCAUAUUACCGUAAUAAUUAUAUCGGCAUUAUUUGUUUUGGAAGGAUGAGUUUCGGCUGUUUUUGUCUUGGUCGUUAGAGGGUGGAUGUUUAAUAGGUUCGUCCAUUUCCGUACUGAAAAGGGAUUUGGCCCAUAAACGUCCGAAGACCUAUCAACUUGAAAGUGCAAUUGGUGGCGGUUCUGACCACCGGGAGCCCAACCGAUCCCAAGAAGUGAAUGGGCCAUUUCCAUAGCUCCUCUUGGCUCAAGUGGAGUUUGACUGCUCGUGCACCCUGCCGCUUGCUCAACAGGCGCCCCAUUCUUGGGACUGGUGACCCCCCCCCCCCCCUAAUAAAUGCACCGUACAAGACCUUCUUACAGGUGAGAAGAGGCAGGAUGCUGACACAGUCCAGACACCAGCUUAUUUUGGGGUUGUCAUCACCCAAUAAAAAGAUUUAAAAAAAAUAAAUAAAAUCGAAUCCAUCUCAAUCAGUAGUUUCCCGCCACGGGUUGUCAGAUGGUUCCUGUAGAUGAGGCCUCCAAACCAUGUGUGGCGUAUAUAGCAUCACCCCGUUACAUGACAUAAUGUGUUAGUCACUGAGACGCCCCCUGCUGCUCCGUUCAGCCAUGCCUUUUUCUUAGCCAGAAGGUUGGCCACCAGUGAGGUUGUCCAGACCCAAAUGGCUUUUCUCUUAGGUGAGAUUCCGAUGGUGGAAUUUCAAAAAAUUGAAAAAUCGCACUAAGCUACGCCCUAUUACACCCCUAAACUCCACUCCCACUUGACCUUCAAAUCCGCACUCUCAGCUUAGCAUUGCUGCCUACCCCGCUCCCCUGUGAAACUGAACCUGCUGCGCAGGCGGUAAAUCUGUGGCUUGUGGCCAGUAGGGGGACCCCUGAUUUCGGAUUUGCACGGUGGUAAAGUCCACCACGGUGUCCUGAUUGUAAUUGGUUAUUAGGCAUUUUUCUAGGGAUAUUAUAUUUUACGACUUGACCUAAAGGGAUCCAGGAUUAGAAAAAGGGUCUGCAUCUUUCCCAGCAACAGCGCCAAUCCGGGUCUAUGGGCUGUGUCCGGUAUUGCAGCAUUCGCUCGAGUGGGGCUGAGCUGUUAUCAAUCGCUUCGCCCUUGGACAAAUGUUUCUGGGGGGAAAAAAUUUCAUUUACUGGUGAUAUUAUAUUUUUUAUUUUUCGGAAACUUGGCUUCCUAUUUUACAAAAAAAACUGCGUCACUACAGCCCCAAAUUAGUUUUGUUUAGAAGAAGAGAGAGAAUGCUUAAAGGGGUUCUCCUGGCUUUUAAUAUUGAUGACCUAUUCUUAGGAUAGGUCAGCAAUAUCAGAUCGGCGGGGGUCCGACACCCGGCACCCCCGCCGAUCCGCUGUAUGAGGAGACUGCAGUAGCGGACAGGAAGAGAGACUGGCACAUGCGGACUGCGCGCACCGUCUCCUCAUACAGCGGAUCGGCGGGGUGCCGGGUGUCGGACCCCCACGAUCACAUAUUGAUGACCCAUCCUGUGAAUAGGUCAUUAAUUAAUAUUAAAGGCCUGGACAACCCCUUUAAAGAGCACCUGUCUGCAGGAUCGACACUAAUAAACUAGACAUGCUACCUGGUAGGGUUGAUCCUGCUGAUUAAAACGAUAAUUGUUUUUAUUUUUAUGCAAAUUAGGGCUUUAGAGCACUUAGGGGCGCGGGCACUGGAAAGCUGAAGUGCACUGAGGAGCUAGGCCACGCCCCUUGAUGCAGCAAAGCCUCUAAUUUUUUAUAAAGAAUGCAAGUGUUUUCUUAAAUGUUUUUUUUUGUUUGUUUUUUUUUUUAUUCCUGGGAACACCUCACUCCGUUUUCAUAAGACAGGUACCAUUUUACUCAGCAGGAUCAACCCUACCAGACAGUGUGUCUUAUUCAUUAGGGUUGACGCUGCUGCCUGAAGGCGUUUAUCUUAAGAAGAGCAAAUGUGUGCAUAAAUACUCCUGACAGGUCAACACGACACGACGAUUUUUGGGUUGUCGUAGGUGCAAUAAGCUGGCCCGUUCCUUGACCCCCCCCCACCCCGAGUUGGAAAGAAUCAUAAAGGGAUUGUCUUUUUGUAGUUUGUUUACAGUCUCCGCUUCAUUUCAGGGUUUCAUUUCUGUACAUUUUCUACCCCAUCCCAAACGUGACCAGUAGCGAUGACCAUGGGCCGGGUUCACUUUAAUUAUGCACUUUAGAAAAAAAAAAAAAGUUGACGGAAGUUUUUCAAUUUCAAUAAAAAAUUCUAUUUUCUGUGCAAUAUCAUUUGGGGGAUUUAGUCGCAGUUUUAUUAGUCUGUAGACCAGGUCAUUGUACUUCAGUCCUGUACGGUAGGUAUUCAGAGUCUUCAGCGGACAGGAUGAUCACAUAGUUGGUAGAAUUGUGUUUUGCUUUUUUUGUUUUUUGUUUUUGUUCUUUUUAAGUUUAAAGUCAUUUUCAGCUUUUAUAAAUUCUUCUGCCAAUUAAAGGGGUUUUCCACAAUUUUGAGCUGGAUUUAAGCUUCGUCGAGUCUCCACUGGAUGUGACCUAUACAGGAACAUCCAAGCAGCAAAUGUGGAGAACCCCUUUAAGUGCUGGGUAGAGACUGAGGCUUCAUUAAAGAGGUGUUCCUAUCUUAAGAUGUUAGUCCCUUUUGGCUUUUCUCCUGGUCACCUGAUGGACAGGGAGACACCGUGAAGGAGCCGCAUCGCCCCUUCAGUCUACACGUGUUCUAAUGAUUGCCAAUGGUCUCGCCAUGCAACACGCAACAUGCUGCCCCAAAAAAAUCCAGGCGUGUUGGCUUUUGUGUCGCAGGUCGCGCGUGACUUUUACUCCAUUGACUUUAUUGUAAGUAAAUACGUUUAAACGGAUCCCUAGCUGCAAACACUAGUGACCUGUGACAGAUCGCUCCCACUGUGUACUGGCCACAGGAAACUAGCAACAUUUUGAAUGCAGCUCUCGAUGUGACUGGAGUAUAGGACGUUAUAAUGUAUAGUAUUGGCAAAGUGAGUGUGUUCACGCUUAUCUAUGGAAAUUUGCUGUUUGAUAUCCAUUUAACCUUUUGAGUAUAUCAAAUUUUGCUCAAAAGUAGAUUUUGAUUUUAUUUUAUUUUUUAAACAAAAAAAAAAACAAAACAUAAUACAUUUGGAGAAUUAUCCUGAUGAAGUUAUAGUGCUCUGUUAUUUCACUGCUCCCACGCAGGCAUGUGUAAACAUUGUAGCCACCACUAGGGGGACAAUAUGUAUACAUGGAGCUGCAUAGAGGGCUCCCCCUAGUGGUGACAACAGGCAGCUUAGGUUUUUACAGGUUGAAGUAACAAAUCAUUGCAGCUCAUUGCUUACUCUUGUAUUAUUAUCCAGGCUGCUCAUUUCUUAUAGGAAAUAGUCCCCUUAGGUGACCUUAAGUAUGGCGGGCGAUGGAUGGUUGUCGGAGACAGUGUAAAAAAAGGAAUGGACGGGGGGGUCAGUAUGGACAUGGAGCUCCCUGUGUAGGGGACAGGUGCUGAUUGCAGUCAAAUCCGAUAAACAGAAAAAUAUGUUUCAAAUCUGUAAUUUGCAGGAAAACGUGUCAGAUCUGCUUUUUUUCUCCUUUUGUGUGAUAUGUUCUUCUCCGUUGACCUUUUUAUCAUCUUGUAGGUAACAAGCUGCGAUAAAUAACACGUUGUGUUUCAAUACAUAAGCCUUGGUUGAACAGUCAGGUAGACCUCCCCUUACAGUAUAUACUAUCAGAUACAAGGUUAGUAUGUAUCAUCAUACAUUGCAUUGUAUCUGCUUACAAGGGCAACUUAUUGAUCAUCAGCUGUUACCAGCGGAUGUUGGGAAUUGUAGUCUCAAAAAGAACUGAAGAAAAAACUAAAAAAACACCACUGGCUUUCACUAUGAAAUUAAAGGGGACCCAUUAAAGAGACCCAUGGGUGAAUGAAUUAUAAAAUUAUAAUUUCUAUGUCUUCUAUGAAAAUGCCAUUAAUAUUUGAAAUGACCACCCUUGGAUUGCAUUAUGUUUUCCUUUUAUUUUAAAUGUGUGCUGAAUAACUUCUUAAUAUAUCUUUUUAAUGGUUUGAGUUGAUGUUUUGUGAUACAGAGCCCCAAAUCCCAUGGAUAGACCUAAUUAAAUGAUACAGUACAUUUAAGUCUGGCUGCAGCCACCACUAGAGGGAGCUCCAGGGCUUACUGCAGACUGUUUAUGCAGUGAACUCGGUAGCAAGACUCCCUCUAGUGGUGGAUGGCAGCAUUGCAUCAUUUAACUCUAUGCAGGGGUUUUUGGAGUUCUGUAUCAGAAAAAGAGAGCACUGAGCGCCGUGAAGAUGUGUUAAUCAUCACAGAUGGGCUUUGUUUAUGCAUCACUUUAUAUUUAUGGAGAGAGAGUUCCCCCAAAUGGCCUAAUAUUCCUCUUUAACUGCUCAAUUUAGCAUAUUUUUUUUUAUUUUUUAUUAUUUCUCCGCUGAUUAAAAACACUUAGGACGUCAACCAAAUCCAUUACAUUGAAGGAAACUGUUAAUUUAUGAUGCAGAUAAGGGGGAUAUUUUUAGGUUAUAAUAUGUACAUUUUUAUUUUUUUUGGGUGGGGGGGGGGGGGGGUUGUCGGGAUGUUAUUUGGUCCUGGCCAAAUUGAAUUAGUAAAAACCUUGUUCUAAAGGUGCUUUAAAGCUCCCUUCUUCGGUAUGACACAGAGCCUGGUGUGAUAAAUGCAUCGAAGAAAACAAUUCUAUUUCAGGUUGCUUUGAAAUACUUGAAAUAAGGUUAAAAAAAAAAAAGUCUAUUUUCAUCGUCUGUUAUUUUCAACUUAAAGAAAAAAACAAACACAUUUUGUACCAAAAAUGUCAAACACUGUGCUGUAUGUAAAUGUGUAAUUGUAGAGGUCGGCUGCAUUAAAAAUGACGCCUGUGACUUAACAUAUUAUUGACUUGUAAAAUAACAUUUGAAGUCUUAUGUUGGCUGUUUGGAAAAUGUAAAACUCAUUAUUGUCCUUU
This is a messenger RNA of Bufo gargarizans (Asiatic toad), 6734 nucleotides long. RefSeq names its product speckle-type POZ protein-like A. The transcript has 10 exons. The coding region runs from base 241 to 1419 and encodes 392 amino acids. Lineage: Eukaryota; Metazoa; Chordata; Amphibia; Anura; Bufonidae. Gene Ontology annotation, cellular component: nucleus; cytoplasm. Gene Ontology annotation, biological process: regulation of proteolysis; proteasome-mediated ubiquitin-dependent protein catabolic process. The record is from RefSeq and is a predicted model, not a curated record. Gene Ontology annotation, molecular function: ubiquitin protein ligase binding.